UUCAGGAGCUUCAGCAGCACUGCUUCUCCCUUUGGGCGUUCGUAGAAGUGAGAAGCUGCCUGACCUGGCUAACGAUUGGAAGGAAGAGCGAAGGGAGAUGGAGCGCGAGAAUAAGACGAAUCUGUCUGAGCGCGGUCGACGUGCAACCCGCGGCGCGACUUGGGUGUGGUAAAGGGCUGGUCGGUCGCACUGGAAGUCCGGCGCUGAUGGAGACCAGAGGCGUCCUGGGCGAGCGCGAGGGGUGCGAAACGGUCCUAGUGUUUUUACGCUUUCGGCAGGAGUGGUGGGGCGGGAAAGAUGAAUGGACAUGGUCGCAGAGGUGUUACGGACAGAAUCUGAGAUUAUUCUCGAGCACGCGGCCCACCUGUACAGCAAGGACAAUAGUGUAUCUGGAUUUCAGAAGUUUAAAGGCUGGUAACACCUCGUCAAGUGCACUGGUACCGGAUGACAUUUCAGUAAUCUACGGCCGCAUCGACGGCAUUAAGGGCCAAGAUGAUGCCAACAGGGAGUGGGCUUGGUGUCCGCACACCCGUCCCCUUACUCUGCUCAGUUCACAACACAGGAGAGGAGAAUUCCAUCAGGAUACAGAAAAGCACUGCACGGCAGAACAAGAGUAG
Acaulospora colombiana is the source of this 617-nucleotide messenger RNA. Lineage: Eukaryota; Fungi; Glomeromycota; Glomeromycetes; Diversisporales; Acaulosporaceae. The record is from the annotation of a GenBank genome assembly.